AACGGUUUUGUUAACAGCUGCUGCGCUAGAGUCAGCUCGGGUCACCCAGCGGCAGCAGCAGCAGUGGCCUCCAUUUUACCUCCGACACCGAGCCGUACCUCACGUGUCCUGGGCUUCUCUCUCACAUGACCCGAGUGUUUGUUCCCGUGAUCAGCACUUCCAUCUCCAUCUGUGACACCGAAUAUCACUUUUUAUUCUAACCCUGAUGGAUAUGCUUGAACAGAGUCUGGACAGCGCAAGCCAAGAAAAACAAGAAGAAGAGGUUGUCCAGACUUCUGAAGACGGAACAGGAGAAGAGCACACAGCUGUUACUAUAGCCAGCGUUCAGCAGGCUGCAGCAUUUGGUGACCACAACAUACAAUAUCAGUUCCGCACAGAGGGUGGACAGGUGACGUACCGCGUUGUUCAGGUGACUGACCAGCACCUCGAUGGGAGAGAUGAUGGGGGGGGAGCAGUGAGUGUCGUCUCCACAGCCGCCUUUGCUGGGUCUCCCCAGGCUGUGGCUCAGGCUGUGAUCCAAAACCCUUUCAGUAAUGGAGGAAGCCCGGCAGGAGAGGCGGUGGGAGGGGAGACGCGCUUCGCUUACUUCCCCGCAACUGCGGUGAGCGACGGGACCGUGUCUGUGCAGGCCGCCGCAGACCCCACACUCACACAGGCGGGCGGGGGUCAGUUUUAUGUGAUGAUGACCCCCCCUGAUGUCAUUCAGACAGGGACGCAACGAACCAUCGCCCCCCGCACACAGUCCUACCCUGCAGAUGAAAACGAGCUGCUGCAGCAGGAAGGUUUAAACUGGAAAAUGGAUGGACCGCGAACACCCAGAGAUGAAAGGAGAAGAGCGCAACAUAAUGAAGUUGAAAGGCGGCGAAGAGACAAGAUCAACAACUGGAUUGUCACGCUUUCCAAGAUCAUCCCGGACUGCAACAUGGACAGCGCCAAGACUGGAGCAUCAUCUCUGUCCUCACAGAGCAAAGGGGGCAUCCUGUCCAAAGCCUGUGACUACAUCCGAGACCUGAGGCAAAGCAACCAGCGACUGCAGGAGAGUGUGAAGGAAGUGGACAGGAUACAAGUGGACAAUGACUUGUGCAGGCAGCAGAUUGAAGAGCUGAAGAAUGAGAAUGCUUUGCUGCGAGCGCAACUCCAGCAGCACGGCAUCGAGAUGGUUGGAGAGACGCCACCGCAGUGAAGCAGAGACAAAAAGAACAAGGAGGGGGCACCACCACUCAGACAAACAGUCGACAUGAUGAAAAAAAGAAGGCGAGAUAAUGGAGGAAAAAACAAAAAGGACUUGUGAAGAAUCACUUUUUCUAGUGAAUGCAUCUUUCCCAGGCUGCGAACCCUUCACCGGCCUGAGGUGGCUGUACUAGGCUGUUUCAUUCCUAUUGAGAGAACCACCCGUUACAACUCUGUAGACAUGUGCUCCACUCACCACCACCAGAGUGCUUUUGCUAGCACACGCUAUGAGAGACAACCUCUGCUGAACUCCUCCCUUCAUUUGUAUUUAUGUAGCGUCACUCGUGGACUAUGCUGUUAGUCAUGUACAUUUUAAUUUAGCUCCCCGUCAGUGUAUUUUACCCCAAACUUUUGAUUUGGACUUAGUUCAUGCUUUUAUUCGUUUAUUUUUUAUUUUUAGUUCUGUAUUAAUAUUUUUUUUUAGCUGCUUUAAUUUAUUAGUCCGCUUGCUGACAGAAGCCUCGUCGGAGACCAGUUACAGUGAAGCUCGUGCACACAAGAGAAGCAGAUUGAAUUUUUAAGUCAGAAAACAUCAAAGAAUGCAAAAACAUUGUGAUUCUCCAGGCAGACGUAAUGUAAUACACACAGUUUAAUUAGACCCAAAGACAAACACAGAGCUGUGCUGGCCUAUGCUUCUGGGCUGACUUAUGUAAAUAGGACUUGUCAUUUUUUAAUACAGAUGUUAAAGAAUGUUAGAGCAGAUUAUCUCUGGGAGAAAACAAUCAAUAAGUCAUUAUAUUCCCGCUGGUCCUUUGUCAUAAUAAUUACCAUGAAGUGUGUGCUAUCUUGGAGCUUGAUUUGAACAAAAAAAAAAAAGUGGUGUACCGGUACUUGAAUUGUUGGGCAUUUGCUUAACAAGAGAAAUGAUUAAAAAGUCAACAAAAUCCCUUUUUCAAUUUCCAACUGUUUAAAUGCUAUUGAAAUACAAAUAGAAAUGAAGGCGAUUAACAAACACAGCACGCUGGAUUGUAGACUGGAGUGGGAUGCGGUGCAAAUUUCAACUUUUGCCAAACUAUAUAUAGAAACUAUUUUUUUUUUUUUUCAUCUUUUGUUAAAGUGUGAUUUACCGGUGUCUCACUAGGUGUAAGAAUAAUCCCCACAUGUUUCAUUUCAAGCUGUUUGGUCUAUUUUCGUGUUGCAAGACUUCAAAUGCAGCUCCACGCACAAGGGGGGAGACACCCUGGAGAGCAGCACUCAAAGACUCUCUAUGGAAAAAGGAGUACACACACAUUCUGGGUUGCACUUCUUAGCUGAGCACAACUUGUUCUCCACGAAAUGAAGGAAUAGUUUGAAAGAGGGAAACUCGAUCUCACAUUUUUUUCCACCCUCUCAGGCGAACAAUAAGUAAUUGGUUGUAGAAACAGCAAGAGCCAAUAUUAACAUUGUUGAUGAUUUUGAGAAUGAAUAUACAUGAUGUCUGUGUUCCGCUUUGGGCCAUGUGAGUAAAAGUGGGGGGGGAAAAAGAUAUCAAGCUUCAGAGCCACUUAUUAGAGCACGAUCGCUUCUCCUUGUGUCAACAUUUCCGGAUCCCACAGAGAAAAACUAACUCUCAGACCGCUGGAGAAAUCAGGCCGACUAUCACGUUUUAAUAUCUCAGACUCUGCAAGUUAACAGCUUGUGCUUUGGAAGUGCUGUUCUGCUUCUGCUGUUAGAUUCAAACCUGAUAUGAAUAGUGCAAGUGUCUGAUCUAUCAAACGAAGCUCCUAGCUAUGGUUGAAUGAUGGAUGUUUUGCGGUAUAAUUUUUUACACCUCAGUGAGAGCAGAGAAUGUGAAUGUGAAGACAUGAAUAAUGCUUUGGAAGAUGGAUGUUCACAAAUGAAAGGUCACUUGUGGCUAAUUCUUUUUUUGUUUUUUUCAUUUCUUUUUGAAAUGGCAAAAGAAGGAAAGUGUUUUUCUCUGUAGCAGCCUCACUGUUCUCAGGUUAGAUCUUAAGACAUUUUUUAAGUGAAAUGGUGGAAAAUAAAACUUUCACUAUCUAAUAACAUU
This is a messenger RNA of Notothenia coriiceps (black rockcod), 3217 nucleotides long. Its product is annotated as upstream stimulatory factor 2-like. Gene Ontology annotation, molecular function: RNA polymerase II cis-regulatory region sequence-specific DNA binding; DNA-binding transcription factor activity, RNA polymerase II-specific; protein dimerization activity. The record is from RefSeq and is a predicted model, not a curated record. The transcript has 11 exons. Gene Ontology annotation, biological process: regulation of transcription by RNA polymerase II. NCBI's taxonomy places the organism in Eukaryota, Metazoa, Chordata, Actinopteri, Perciformes, Nototheniidae. The coding region runs from base 206 to 1183 and encodes 325 amino acids.